GCGUGCUUUUUAUGGUCAGCUUAUGACAGAUUCCAAUCAAUAAGGCGCAGGAAGACUGUUGUAUGAUACAGCCAAUAGGAUGUGAUAUUCAGCGUCCUAGUGCUUAAACCGCGCGGAUUGUUUUGUUGGAUAUAGUUGGGAGCCCUUUGUCGUGAAGGGACCAGGAGUCUAGAUAAAUACUUGUCGUUUGCCUCGUCGAUCUGAAUGCUUGGUUCGAAGGCUGUCGAUUCAUCUCGUAUCCGGACGAAUCGUUUUGAUUACACCGAUCUUAUAUUAUCAUCAUGGGUUACCUUAUACGACAGGUCAGUGCGGGAAUCGGCUACGUCUCCGAAACUGCCAAAGCCUCAAAAUCAAAGAAGCAACAGCAGAAACAGCAAGGGCAGCAGCAACAGACGGAAUCUCUUCCACCUCUAGAAGAAACUCAAAGUACGGCCCCAUCGUACCACACAGAGGAAGGGGCAAAUAGCUAUCCUCCUGUCCAUAAUGGUCAACCUCCCAUGCAAAACAGAUAUCCUCCCAUGGAAAAUGGUCAUCCAACACAAGGCGAUUAUCCUCCAAUGCAAAAUGGCUAUCCUACAAUGUACAGCGGCUACCCUUCAACGCAAAGAGAAGUAAACGACUUGCUUCAUCCUACCGAAAGAGAAGCAGACAUGAAAGAAGAAACGACUUAUGAAGUCCACGAAUUCAAACAAGAGCCGGCCACCGAAAAAGAACCCUACGAAGUGGACGAAGACAUUGAACGACAAUGGGAACUGGACGAAGCGCAAGAACAUCUCCGUGGGGUAACAUACCCAACAUACCAAAACAAUCAAGAAGUCGACUAUUACCAGCUAGCGGAUUCCUUUGCUCAAGAGUAUCCAAUGCCUCCCAGUUAUUAUGAUAUGACACUGGAACAGACCGCUCGGCUUGAACAUCCGGUCGUUCUGCCUCAGCGUCGGCCGAAGAAUCGGCAGCGAGGAUUUGUGCGUGCCUAUGCGCCUGAACUGACCAAGUUCGCCAUCGAUGAAGAUAUGUUUCUCAAAUUUGUGGACAAGGCGAAUAAAGCCUGUGUGGGGUCACAGUGGCUACAGGUGAUUAAUUUGGCUGCGACGGUUGGAGGGUACUUUGUUAAUCCCGCAGUCGGUUUUGCAAUGGGGUUCGUGGCCGAUGCAGUUGUUAGGAUCGGCAUGGCUGUCGACGGCAGAAGAAGGUCUGGAAACUUUUUCGACAAGGUUAAUCGUGAUUUCUUCAUGCCGCGUGGUCUCUUCUGUUUGCUCAUGACCUACGCCCCCGAGUCGACGGAGGUAAUUCUCGAUCUUGAUAUCAACAACACCAUCACCUCUGCCAUGACCCCGGGUACUGGCUUCCACAGGAUCCAUCACAAGUACCAGACGGCCAACGCCACAACAAACACAACCUUUGACCAAUUUUCCCCUCUCGUCUUUCCCGAUCUGAAGAAUGCCGAUAAGGAAACGAAGGAAAAGCACAACCUAAUGGUGUCUAGAAUGCAGGGCGGGAUGGCAUCUAUUGGGAAUUACUACGAUAAGAGAGAUCAAGCUAAAUUUAUCGCCAAGGACCCCGGGAGCAACCUUGCCGUGGGCCCCAAGCCCGAAUUUACUUCUAGAUACGCAGACCCCAUGAACAAAGCAGCCAGCGGUUCCCUGCUUGCUUUGACCACCGGAGGAAAAUUCACCGACGACACGAUUCUGGGCUGGAUGGGUAUUGAGGGGCGAUCUGCUCGUGGAGCGAAACCGUCCUUUUUCGGAGGUCUUGCAGAUGCUGCUGUGAGGAAGGCGACUGGAAAAAACGAGGCUGAAAAGGCUCGUGCUGAGGGCCGACCCGUUCCUCACCAGAGUACCAAGGGCUUUGUGGGGGGUGGCUUGGACAAUAUGUUGAAACGGAAAGUUGUAUAUAUGAUGAUUGUCAACAUGCCGAGUGAGGAAGAGCUGCAGCGGGCGAAAGAGGCUAUGGCAUGAUACCCAAACUGUUUUGAACUUUAUCAUUUCCAUAUUUGAUAAUUGAGUCCGAGUUGUUU
Molecule: messenger RNA, 2014 nt
Organism: Aspergillus wentii DTO 134E9
Lineage: Eukaryota; Fungi; Ascomycota; Eurotiomycetes; Eurotiales; Aspergillaceae
Exons: 4
Coding region: 282-1955 (557 amino acids)
Source: RefSeq, a predicted model, not a curated record